UAUAAAGACAUGCAAUUUUGAAAUUAACGUCGGAAGUUUCUGUGGAAAUUCCAAGAUGCAUCUAUAAUUGAGCGUUCUGCGCAGUUUCUUUAACAUUCGAUACUGGAAUAUCUGAAGUAUCAAUAUGGAGGGAACAGUGUUUAUUAUUUUUAUAACUUUGGCUUUAUUGCACAGCUGUACAGCGUGCACGAACAACGAGCCAUACGCCUGUCUUAGCACGGAGACCACCACAGAGGUUACCGUGGGAUGGUGCUGGGAUGUAACGAAGUUGUUCCGAUGCAAAGAGGAACACCCAGGUACAAAAACUGUGUCACGCACAUGUCACCGAACUGUGUGCUGCGAGGGGUACCAGCGCUCAAACUCAUGGGAUGAAUGUAAAGCCGUUUGUUUCGGAUCAAAUUCCUGCCAGAACGGAGGAUCAUGUGUUGCCAGGGACAAAUGCAUUUGUCCAAGUGGAUAUGUCAGCCCAAAAUGUGCUGACGAAAAUGAGUGUUCCGUUAAAAAUGGAGGAUGCUCGCAUGCUUGUAGAAACACUAUAGGCUCCUUCCACUGCUCUUGUCAUCCCGGGUUUACUCUUGACUCGAACCAGCUAACUUGCAAAGCCGUUUGUUUCGGAUCAAAUUUCUGCCAGAACGGAGGAUCAUGUGUUGCCCCGGACAAAUGCAUUUGUCCAAGUGGAUAUGUCAGCCCAAAAUGUGCUGACGAAAAUGAGUGUUCCGUUAAAAAUGGAGGAUGCUCGCAUGCUUGUAGAAACACUAUAGGCUCCUUCCACUGCUCUUGUCCUCUCGGGUUUACUCUUGACUCGAACCAGCUAACUUGCAAAGCAAUUGCAACAACGCCACCAACUACAACUCCCGACGUGUGUAGUACCGACAACGGCGGAUGCUCCCACUUUUGCGUCAAGGUGAACGAAACUGUUCGAUGUAACUGUCCAGCCCAAAUGAAUCUCGCGGACGACAAUGUCACCUGCAUAAGCGACAGAAGUACACCUAUUGAUAAAGUGGUUCCUCAUUACCACCGAAUGGCUAUUUUGCUCUGCCUUGGCUCUGCAGUUCUCCUGUGUUUCCUGAUUACGUUAGUUAUGCUUACGAAGAGGUAUGGUUGGCGUUGGUCACAUUCUUGUGGAUACAGGAAGCUGCCAACAGAGGAGCAAAAAGUAUGGUUGAUUGCUGAGGAGUAUAGCAACGAGGCCGAUGAAAACGAGUUGCUUAUACCUCCACCUUAUCAAGAGAAAAUGGAUGGUCCUGAUAUUUACAUAUAAGGGAGACAACUCACUUUGUCGGCCGAACUGUUCUCUUUCAGUAAUUACAUACCUUUGGUAAUGAGGUUAGAUAAGAAUUGUUGUUCCCCGACAUAAUGAGUGCCACAACACGACCAAGUAGAACAAUGUUUAAAUGGACAAAUUAUUUGACAGAGCAUCUCUCAAUUUAUUAUUCAUCGAAAAUAUGUGAUCUCGAGGAUUUCGACAAACAUACUUGCUCCAGUAAUGGAAUAAAGACAACCGAGUUUGCAAUUGUCACUAGAUAUAUCCCCCCCCCCACUCCGAUGGACAUCAGAAGGCGUUUACGAAAAUUUAACUUCUAAAUGGCUUGACAAUUCGUUGACCUCUAUUGUACCUGAACUAUUUGAAUCGUUUAAGAAACUAAUAUCAGAACUUUAGUCGAUUUACAAAGUAAAAAUUUGUCCAUCAGAUUACUCACUUAUAUUAUACAUUUCAUUCAUAAUUAGUGAGUCUAUGGUAAUAUUAUAUUUCACUGUAAGACCUAUAUUAAAGUUGUUCGACCGUCCGUAUCGUUUUUACUUGUUUCUUUUUACUUGUUCAAUUUGUUCGUCAAUGUACAUUUCAUUUUAAAGAUCGUAACUAAUAACUUAUGUUUUUUUUCAAAAUGUAUAUCUUGCUAUAGUAUUAUAAGUUUCAUUGUUGCACAUACAUCUAAAUGGCAGUUGUAAGUCACAACGAGCAUAAUUUCCCUUUUUGACAUUAUAAAAUUGUGAGGUUGUGGUCAUAUGAACUAGUUUAAAUCUCCAGUAGACUCGUGUUCCAUUUAAAUCGCCAUUUCAAGGCGGUGAUCCCAUCAUUCAUCGGUUUAAAGCUUUUUUGAUGCGUGCGUGGUUGUGUUGUUAAGUGGUUGUGUUGUUUGUUCAUGUAAUGUAGGUGUUGUUUGUACGUUUGUGUCACUCGUUCAGUGCCGUUUGGCCCCUUGCCGUUUGCCUCUACACAAAGUUUACUCAAAUUACUUUUUACAACUGGGCCUUUGGUUUAUUUCCAUAGUUUGGUUUUACAAUUAUAUAUUUGUAUGCCUUUAGGGAAAUACAAACUUUAAAUUGUUGUCAAAAUAUUUUAAAAUAUUUUUAUAGUUGAGUGAGUCAAGUUCUACACAUAAACUUCUGUAUAUAAGUUUUCAGACAUUAAACACGCAAUGUGUCGAGCAUUUCAAUUUGCUGUUGUUUAGUUUUGUCCUGUCCAUUUUUUCGGUCACUUGCACUGUCCUUAAAUCAUCCUGUAUCACUCGAUAACUGUUUGUUUGCUGAAAGUUUCCUUGCGAUAAAGGUAUAUAUUUCAUUCACCUUUUAAGUAAAUAUAGUUUUACGAUAAAUCAGAUUAGGUAUUUUAUCGUCAAUCUGAAAACAUUAUCUAUUGACCUAUGUUUAUCCGAUGUUUUCUCUAGUUUUGCUUUGUCAUAUACUCGUGCAUUUAAGGAUAAUUUAUUUUGAUGUAUUAUUGUUUAAUAAAAAAUAAACACCGA
Molecule: messenger RNA, 2747 nt
Organism: Mya arenaria
Lineage: Eukaryota; Metazoa; Mollusca; Bivalvia; Myida; Myidae
Product: fibrillin-3-like
Exons: 11
Coding region: 125-1261 (378 amino acids)
Molecular function (GO): calcium ion binding
Source: RefSeq, a predicted model, not a curated record